Meloidogyne enterolobii is the source of this 686-nucleotide messenger RNA. NCBI's taxonomy places the organism in Eukaryota, Metazoa, Nematoda, Chromadorea, Rhabditida, Meloidogynidae. The record is from the annotation of a GenBank genome assembly.
UUUAUGAAUUUCAAAAAUUUAUUAAAAAAAUGAAUGAAAAUUUAGAUAAAAUUAAUUUAUUUAGUGAAUUAGUGGAGAGAAUGAAUAAAAGUAAGUUGGAGUUAUUAAGUAAAGGUUUAGGGGGAAAUUUACAAAGGUUGGAAAUAAUUUUGGAAUACAACAACUAAUCACAAUGUUUGUAGGGUCUGGGUGGAGUGGCGGGGAGGUAAAACCUAUCCUUGAUUAUCAAAGUUCAAUUUAAUAAAUGCUUUAGAGAAAUAUUCAUUUAUCCGAAAUUAAAUAGCUUAGACAAAUAGUAAAUGAAAACUCUUAAAAUUUGUAGUUUAAUUUUUAUAUUUUCAGAAAAUAAAGAAAAGUUUCUAGUUGAGGACAGAAAUAUUUUGAGGGAAUUAGCAAAUAAAGAAAAUAAAAUUUAUUUAAAACAAUUGACAGAAAAAUUUAAAUAUUUAAUAGAAAAUAUGCAUGUCUUUAUAGAAAUAAAAGGAAAUGAUGAUGAGAAGGUUGAGCAAUUUAAAAAUAUUAGUUACCUUUUUGUUGGUUAUUGUUUGGUUAAACAAUUUAUUAUUUUCUUUAAUGAUGAAGGAAAGCCCAAAAUAAGAAUUUUUAAAGGAAAUCAGUCAUUUAUGUUUGAACAUGCAGCUCUAAUUGGAAAUGUUUUGGGCAAAAGAAGUGUGGAUAUUGAGUAG